Molecule: messenger RNA, 3212 nt
Organism: Oncorhynchus nerka (sockeye salmon)
Lineage: Eukaryota; Metazoa; Chordata; Actinopteri; Salmoniformes; Salmonidae
Product: protein AF-9-like
Exons: 14
Coding region: 166-1974 (602 amino acids)
Biological process (GO): positive regulation of DNA-templated transcription
Cellular component (GO): transcription elongation factor complex
Molecular function (GO): chromatin binding
Source: RefSeq, a predicted model, not a curated record
UCAGUGCACAAAACAGCGCAUGCGUCUUACUUUGCUCCUCAGUCUGAAACUCGGGGGUUGAGUUCAAUUAGGAGAGACCAUGUCCGCCAUCAGCCAUUUGCACUCCUAUAUCUUCUCAUUUAGAACAAAUUCUCGAUGAAAUAGCGGUUGCACGCGGCCUCAAGAAUGGCCACGUCGGGUGCUGUUCAGGUGAAACUAGAACUCGGACAUCGUGCCCAGGUCAGAAAGAAACCCACCGUGGAAGGCUUUACGCACGACUGGAUGGUGUUUGUCCGAGGACCAGAGCACAGCAACAUUCAGCACUUUGUGGAAAAAGUCGUUUUUCACCUGCACGAAAGCUUCCCAAGACCAAAACGAGUGUGUAAGGAUCCACCCUAUAAAGUGGAGGAGUCUGGAUACGCAGGCUUCAUCUUGCCCAUUGAAGUUUACUUCAGAAAUAAGGAAGAACCUAAGAAAGUGCGCUUCGACUACGACCUGUUCCUACACCUGGACGGCCACCCGCCUGUCAAUCACCUGCGCUGCGAGAAGCUCACCUUCAACAACCCCACGGAGGAGUUCCGCAGGAAGCUGCUCAAAGCCGGCGGGCAACGGGAUCCUAGCAAAAGAAGUUUGGAAGACUCUAAAGUGAUGGUAAUGCAGGAGGGCUCCACAUCUCUGUUCGGCCAGCAUCUCAAGCUGCCCACCCUCCCCAGCAGCUCCCUGACAUUGACAUUGUCUGAUGCUAAGAAGAGCAAGGUCUUCCCGGGGUCAAAGGACAGCUCCAAAGGAACUGGCGCCCUCCUCACCACCACCACCACCACCACUACUAAUAGUAGCAGCUCAUCCAAGCUACUCAAACCCUCAAAGGACCACAAAGACAAGCCUUCAAAAGAGACCAAAAGUGCCUUCCGAGACUGUGGCAGGGAACCCAGCAAAGCCUCCAAAGAUUUCUCCAAGAAACCCAAAGAGAACCAGCCUCUUCUUCGUGACAACCCCCCCAUCCCCAAGAUGGGCUUCAAGGAGCCCAAGACCAUGUCCAAGGAGCACCGGCAGGACGGGGGCUACUUGCACGGGGCCGGGUCUGGGGCGGGGACUAACAAGCGACUGUCUGUCACUGACUGCGAGGACCACGUGACCAAAAAGAAAAAGAAAAACUUAGCGGAAUUGUCGUUAAAACCGUCAGGGGGCUCGUCCCUGUCGCACCCCCAGUCCCACCACUCGGAUAAGAAACUGCUGAAGGACAAAUCCCAGGUGCACCCCGCUAAACUGCGGGUGAACGGCCGCGAGGUGCUGGGGGAGCGCAGAAAGGCGUUUCCGGAGCUGAUGGACGCCAACUACUCUGACAUGGAGGACAAUAUGUCCACCAAAGCAGUGUCGCAGCAGCCCAGUCCGGCCAGCUCCAGUUCCAGCUCCAGCCCAGGCUUUGCAGCCAGCCACAAACGGCAAGUGGCCGAGUUCGUCCGCAGGAAGGUAGGGGCCGUCCCUGGCACAGCCCACACAGUGUUAGGUCCCCUUCGUUCGAUAAUCCAUGACCUGCAGUCGGAAGACAAUGAGGAUGACUCGGAGGAUGACGACGACAUGGACUCUGACCUGGAGCGACCGGUGCACACGCACAUGACACACCGCCAUCGCCGGGUCAGCUUGAGUGACGGCAGUGAGAGCGAGAACAGCUCAGCCCCCUCUCCCCACUCUCGACACGAGCCCCCGCCUUUACUGAAGACCAGUAAUAACCAGAUACUGGAGGUGAAGCAAACGAAGCAAGACAAGAAUAAAAACAUUGACUGUGACAAGGCUUACCUGGAUGAGCUGGUGGAGCUACACAGACGACUGAUGACACUGAGAGAGAGGCACAUACUACAACAGAUCGUGAACCUCAUCGAGGAGACUGGACACUUCCACAUCACAAACACAACUUUUGACUUUGACCUCUGUUCCCUGGACAAAAUCACGGUACGGAAGCUCCAGAGUUACCUGGAAACGUCUGGGACGUCAUGAGGUCUGGAAGCAGCAAGCUGCCACGAGGAAGAACUUUGGAUUCUUCCUCUUUGUUUUUUUUUUUACUUGAACUUUCUCUGCGUUGCAAAAAAGACUACCGGCCGGCCCCUGCCCGGUCGCGCCACUCUACUCGUUGGAACCUGGCUCUCCACACGACCAGGGUAGCCCGCGAGCGACACAGACCUGAACGGCGUGUCGCAUCACCCUUGAGGGGAGUCCUGUCGACCAGGAAUAUCACCCAGAAAGCCUUGAAAGAAUUCCACAGUUAACAAAACAAACCGGAGGAAAGAAACGGAGACCUUGCUCUUAAAAGGAAUGUGCAUAUUAUUAUCAUGUAUGUGUGUAGAAUUUUUUGUUCUUUGUGAUGAAUGAUGCAUGUUUAACACUGCCUUACCACAUUUGUCAGUCUUUAUUUAUUGAGUUUGAGUUUCAGGUGUGCGUGUUAAUAGUAGCAAAACAGAAUUAGUCUUGUGCAAGCACUUCACAAUAUGCAUCUCUCUGGCUCUGGAAGGAUGGUGGAGCAACGUUGAGAUUUCAAUUAUCUCAUGUGACGGAUCAGUCAAUCGUCCCUCUCUCUCUCUCUAUGAGGAAUUCUGCCUUCUCAAACGAUAUGUUAUCAGUGCCCAAUUGUACAAGCUGAGACCAAUCGUGGACUCACAAUCAAUUUAUAUUCCAUUCUUGGUACCUGAACUUGAAUUGAUGUAUUGGAUGAUGACUAGGCAAAUUUCAGAAGUGGUGUGCUGCAUGUCGUUUUUACAAGCUCUCGCUUGUAUUCCGCAGCUCUUGCUGUCCACAAGUUGAAACCAAGUGUGUGUGUGUGUGUGUGUGUGUGUGUUUGACCAAUCUAUUGUCAGCAGGCCUGUGCUAAAAAUGAACCAUAUUGAAUCCUGGAAUUUUGAUGGAAGAAAUGUACUCCAAGACAUUGAAUCUUAUUUAUUUCACGGGGUCCUUGGUUGCCAAAUCAAAGUUGUGCAUUAGAAUUGAGAAAAAAUAGAACUGAGAAAACAACAUGUUUUUGUUCACGUUGUUCUGGAGGACAUUUUCCUUUUUGCUAAUCUGAGGAAUUAAUGUUGAUUUGGUUUAGUCUGCCGAGCGACGCCUCAAUGGGAAUACCAGUGGUCGUAGCUACUCAAUGGGCCACACAAAGGCAGUAUGUUGUGUUUUGCUUGACCCAUGUCUGCCUUAAGUUCUUGUGUAUUCUUAGGACAUACAAUAAAAUGUGUAUUUUGUACAGAUGA